AUGGAAAAGAUAAUUGAUUUUAAGAAAUCAUUAGUGACCGUGGAUCCAACAUGCUUUUCUGAGAGCAUUUAUAACCUCAUACCCAGUGACGCGAAGGAGCCUCCCCAGCCUCCUAGGUACACAUCAGUUUUUAAGACAGCUGUGAAAGAUGAUAUUCAAAAAACUAAAACUGCAAUGAAAACUAUGGGACCAGCAAAAGUUGAAGUACCUUCUCCAAAGGAUUUCCUAAAGAAACAUUCAAAGGAGAAAACUCUACCACCCAAAAAAAAGUUUGAUUGGAAGGAGCCCAGAAAGCCUCCCGUGCCACCGAGGAGUGAACAUCCUGUCAUGGGAAUACAGAGUGGAAAAAAUUUUAUAAAUACUAAUGCAGCUGAUGUCAUUAUGGGAGUGGCAAAAAAGCCUAAACCAGUUUAUGUUGACAAAAGAACUGGAGACAAGCAUGAUCUUGAACCUUCAGGACUAGUUCCAAAGUUCAUCAAUAAAAAGGAUUAUGGUGUCACACCUGAAUAUAUAUGUAAGCGAAAUGAGGAAAUAAAGAAAGCCCAAGAAGAAUAUGAUAACUAUGUGCAGGAAAACCUUAGAAAGGCAGCCAUGAAAAGGCUAUCUGAUGAAGAAAGGGAGGCAGUUCUACAGGGGUUGAAAAAGAACUGGGAAGAGGUUCAUAAAGAGUUCCAAUCCCUCUCGGUAUUCAUAGAUUCCAUACCAAAGAAGAUUCGCAAGCAGAAGUUGGAAGAAGAAAUGAAACAACUAGAACAUGACAUUGGUGUAAUUGAAAAGCAUAAAAUUAUUUAUAUUGCCAAUAAGUAA
Messenger RNA from Orycteropus afer afer, 807 nucleotides. It is a transcript of the gene ENKUR, whose product is annotated as enkurin, TRPC channel interacting protein. Gene Ontology annotation, cellular component: acrosomal vesicle. The transcript is spliced from 5 exons. The coding region runs from base 1 to 807 and encodes 268 amino acids. The record is from RefSeq and is a predicted model, not a curated record. Lineage: Eukaryota; Metazoa; Chordata; Mammalia; Tubulidentata; Orycteropodidae. Gene Ontology annotation, molecular function: calmodulin binding.